AUGAAAACAAUUAAAAUAAUUGGACCAAACUUUAAUUUAAAAGAAUUAACAGAUGUAUUUAAUUUUUCAUUUUCAGAUUAUGUGAUUAAAUUUGUUUUAACGGAAGAAUCAUUAUCACAAAAAAUUCAAGGAGAUGGUAUAUCAAUGGAUCAUUCUAUAGGUAUAUAUAAUGAGAAUGAUGAAAAUAAAUUGGAAGGAUUUGUUUUACUUGCACCAGAUAAUUUUAAAAAUCCAACAAAAUUAUAUAAUUCAGCAACAGGAGUUAUUCCAACAGCAAGAGGUAAUAAAUUAAUUGAGAAAUCCAUUUCUCAAAUGAAAUCAACCUUUAAAGAGAAUGGUAUUAAAAGUAUAGUAUUAGAAGUUAUUCAAACCAAUCCACGUGCAAUUAAAGUUUAUGAAAAUUGUGGAUUUAAAAUUACAAGAGAAUUACAUUCAUAUAAAGGUGAUUUAAAUAGAGAUUCAUUAUUAAAAUAUUUAAAUAGUAACAAUGAAAAUGAUAUUAUAAUUGAAAAAGUUGAAAAUUUAACAGAAGAUAUUAUUAAUUUCAUUGAAAAUGAUGAUCCACAACAACAACAACCAAGAAUGAACCCAUCUUGGUCAAACACAAAUCAAGUGAUUCAAAGAGAGUUUAGUAUGGGAUUUAAUAAAAUUUGGAUUGCAAAAGAUAAUAAAACAAAUAAAAUUAUUGGGUUUUUAUCAAUCCAUUCUCAAAGCCAAAGAAUUAGACAAGUUUAUGUAACACCAACAUUUAGAAAUAAAAAUGUAGCAACUAAAUUAUUUUAUACAAUGUCAAAUGAAUUCCAAUCGAUUAAUUUCAAUGCUUCAAAUAUUGAAGAAGGUUAUGAAAAUUUAAAAAAUUUCUUUAAUAAAAGAAUUGGUUUAGAUUUUUGGGUUUCGCAAUUUGAAAUGGAAUUAAUUCUUUAA
Molecule: messenger RNA, 924 nt
Organism: Dictyostelium discoideum AX4
Lineage: Eukaryota; Evosea; Eumycetozoa; Dictyosteliales; Dictyosteliaceae
Product: GCN5-related N-acetyltransferase
Exons: 2
Coding region: 1-924 (307 amino acids)
Molecular function (GO): acetyltransferase activity; transferase activity; acyltransferase activity, transferring groups other than amino-acyl groups
Source: RefSeq, a predicted model, not a curated record